Phyllotreta striolata is the source of this 1375-nucleotide messenger RNA. The record is from the annotation of a GenBank genome assembly. Lineage: Eukaryota; Metazoa; Arthropoda; Insecta; Coleoptera; Chrysomelidae.
AGAAGAAUUACCAUCAUUUCUUCUGCGCGUCCUUAAAAAGUGAGCGUUAAACCGACGGGGCAAAAAAAUCUAUCGCAAGAAGAAUGAUUAAAUCAGAAGUAGAAACUGAAGAACGCGAAGACGAAUGCACGAUUACGUUAGCGUGUUUCUGUUGCGACUUCGAGACGCCCAACAUCGACGAGCUUGACGAGCACAUACUUGUCAAUCACGGCGAGGAAAAUUCCGACGAGAAAUUUGAAAUCGUCGCCGACGAGCCGGCCAAACCCAAGCCCAAAGCCAAGAAAACCAGAAGCCCGACGUCCCGGUCCCGAGGUAAGUUCGUCUACAGCAACCGGGAUACGAAGUUCGAGAUAUGCCAGGACACCGAGCAGUUCUCCAUCGGCGACGAUGCGGACAGCCCGCGGCCGAAACGGGCCAAACGCACCCCUGCCGAAGAGAUGAACUGCCACUUGUGCUCGUUCGUCACCAGGAAGAAGAGCGUUUUGGCUACUCACAUGCUCAACCACUCCGAUGUGAUUCCUCCGGUCUACUACAAAUGUUCCUUGUGCCCCUAUCAAACUAAGAGGAAGAACGAUAUGCCCAAGCACAUGUUGGGCCACUGCAGUAACGAUAGCGUGCCGCUUUAUAAAUGCAAGUACUGCCCGUACUUGACGAAGAGGAAGGGAGACUUGCCUAAACAUGAGAUGAACCACGCCGAACGAGAUAAAAUAGUCUCCUGGAAUUGCUCCGAAUGUGAAUAUUCUUCCAAGAGGAAAAAUGACCUGCAUAAGCAUAUGCUAACGCACAGCGAUAGACAUGUAUCGGGCGUGUUCAAAUGCCUGAAAUGCUCCUACGCUACCAACAAGGUGAUCAAAUUCUCUCGUCAUGUGUUGAGCAAAUGUAAACUUUGGGAUGAGCCCGUCAACUUGGAACACCUGUUGCUGGAAGAUAUCUUGGCUAGUGUCGAUGAAAAUGGUGUUCAUGUUGUGCUCGAAUCUGAUUCGGAAGGAGAAAAUCAAGUACAAAUUGAAAACGAAUAUGGAGAAGGAGUGGAGUAUGUUGAAUACAUUGAAGGCAUCGAAGAGGAAGAAACGGAAGCUGUUGUUGUUGAAGGAGAAAUUGUAGAAGGGGAAUAUAUACAAGAAGAAGGUGAGAGUGAAAUGGUUGAAAUUCAAAGUGAAGAACCAGGAGAACCGCUAAAAACGGAAGCCAAAGAUUAGUUAGUUUUUUUUAUAAGCUAUUUCUAUCUUUAGAGUUGGUUUUUAAGUUUGUUGGCAAUGCCUAUCAUUGUAUUUUUUUAAUUUUCAUGCUUAAACCUAUGAAAUUGUCUUACAUUAUUUCGGUUUAUAUUUUUACAGAUUAGAUUAUAGACUAUGUAUAUCGAAACAAUUAUUCA